Molecule: messenger RNA, 2094 nt
Organism: Hyaloperonospora brassicae
Lineage: Eukaryota; Oomycota; Peronosporomycetes; Peronosporales; Peronosporaceae
Source: the annotation of a GenBank genome assembly
AUGCCGCCCACGUGGCCCCUCGCGACGCCCCCACCGCUGCCGUCGCCAGCCCGCCAAGUCCACCCGCACCCCUACACCCGCACCGACACGACGUCCGCCGCCUCCUCCGCCGCCGCCGCCUCUACCGCUACCACUCGCGCCGCUGCGCUGACUGUCUUUGUCCGCAUGAAGGACCGCGCAGGGACCGUCGCGCUCGCCGUCCCGCCCGCGCCCGCGUCGCCCACAGCGCUCAUCGUGCGCUUCCACGAAGUCGCGUUCGGCAAAUCGUUCGCUGCGUUCGCCGCGCACGCCGAGCGCCUCGCGCGGCGCCACACCACUGAGCGCCUCGAGACGCGCGUCACGAGCCUCGACGACGUGCGCGACGGCGACGUGCUGGUCUACACGCCGUGCCAAGAGCUCCGGACGCUCGUGGACCAGGGCUGCGUGACGCCUGUGCUGACGUCGGGCGGCCACUCGCCGCGCCACGUGAGUCCUGCGAGUUCGCCCACGGGCUGCCUCGGCCUCAAGCGCAAAGGCCGCGCCAAGUCCGUCACGCACAAUGCCGAGCGCGUGCACCGCUACGCGUCCGAGUUGCUGCACAUGGACGUGUCGCGGAAAGAGCGCGAGCACUUGGAAGAGAUGCUCAUUGUCGGCGACGAACAAGUGGUCGACGCCAUGGAGCACUUUGUCGUGCACCGCAACGCGGCGCGCGUGCGGCGUGUGCUGCAUGGACCAGCGGCGGCGGCUGCUACUACUACUGGGACUGCUACUGCUGCAACAAAAACGACGCACAACACGGCGGUGCUCGAGCACUUGUCGCAGGAUUUCAUGUCGAUGGACGUGCGCGCGUCGACGACGUCGUCGACGGACGACUUUGGGGACCCGUUCUUGGUAGCUACGUCACCAGUGUGUCCACGAGCAGCGACAGGAGCGGCGUCUGCAGCAGUUGAAGAGAAGACGCAGCGACCGCUGCUGCUGCCGCAUGUGGACAGCUACUCGAUGCGAAGGGCGUCGGAAGGAGAGCGUCCGUUGCUCAUGUUGAACGGUGACGUGCUGUCGAGCGCGCCUACUUAUCUGCAGCCGAUCAAAGAGAAGGAAACGCCGCCGUCGGGACGCAUGUCGCUGUCGCUGUCGGACGACCUGGACCCGAGCAGGAACACCCGGACGCCCAUGCAGCUGUUUUCGAUCGAGAAGCUGCUGGACGGUGUACCUGUUGCACGCGACUUUUAUGACCAGUACACGGUGGGCGCGGUGCUGGGAUCCGGCAAGUACUCAGUGGUCAAGCAGUGCACGAAGAGGCCGACGGGCGAGCAGUUUGCCGUGAAGAUUAUUGACAAGCGACAGAUGAUUGAGAUCCGGUUUCUCAAGCGCGAGCUGGAGAUCAUGUACGGCCUGCGGCACGAUGGCGUCGUGCGGCUGCUGGAGCUCUUUGAGAGCAACGACUGUGUGUUUCUGGUCAUGGAGAUGUGCGGCCAGGAGCUGUUUGAGUUUAUUGACCGGAACGGACCACUGGCCGAGUCUGUCACACGUCCCCUGAUUCGCAAGCUCGUGCGUACAGUCGCGUACUUGCACGCCGAGUGCAUUGUGCAUCGCGACAUUAAGCCGGAGAACAUCCUGCUACCCCCUUGCAGCCAAGACGUGAGCGACAUUAAGCUGUCGGACUUUGGCAUUGCGCGGAAGCUCGAAGGCAAUGGCCAUGACAAUGUGCUCACGCCUCACGAGAGUUUGUCCGAGGUCGCAAACCUCCUUGACGCACCGGGCACAAACGCUUCGGGUUUGCCGUCUUCGACUGACAUGGUGCGGAACCGCAUGGCUCGAGCACACACCAAGUGUGGGACACGCGACUACAUUGCGCCUGAAGUAAUGAGCGGCAAGGGCUAUGGCACAGAAGCUGAUCUGUGGAGCGUGGGCGUGGUUACGUAUGUGCUGGCAAGCGGGUGUGCACCCGUUUUCUUGCCCACAGUCGAGGGAGUGAAGAAGGUGUUUUUCGCCGACGAAGCAUGGAGCGGUGCGUCCGACGACCUCAAGCGCUUCAUCGAAGCUCUACUCGUGCGUAACCCGGAGAAGCGCAUCACUGCCGCCGACGCAUUGGAGCACCCGUGGUUGAAGGAGUGA